AUGGAUGAUGCUGAUGAUAUCUAUAUGCAGUCCUGGACUGGCACCAUUCUCGGCCCUCACAAUACUGCAUACGAAGGGAAAAUCUUCCAGCUGAAGCUCUUCUGUGGCAAGGAAUACCCUGAAAGUCCACCAACUGUCAGGUUCCAGACCCGGAUCAACAUGGCUUGUGUCAACCCUGAAACUGGAGUGGUUGAACCGAGCCUCUUCCCUAUGCUCGCUAACUGGCGGCGAGAAUACACAAUGGAGGACAUUCUGAUUAAGCUGAAAAAAGAAAUGAUGACUUCCCAUAACCGCAAGCUAGCUCAACCCCCGGAAGGUACCGAGGAAGCUAGGGCGGAUCCAAAGGGACCAGCUAAAUGUUGUGUGAUGUGAAGAGAGAGAGAGAGAGAAGUUGGAGGGAACCACGGUCAAUUUGUAUUAAUAGAAGGGAUAAUGUAUAUAUAAAAACAUCAUUUGAAGCUUUUGAUAUUUGCCUACGACUUGAAUGUUAUAAUGUUGUUUGAGAUUCUAUAUAUUUGUCCACCAAAAAUAGGUGAUUAUGACCCUAA
Messenger RNA from Raphanus sativus (radish), 548 nucleotides. RefSeq names its product ubiquitin-conjugating enzyme E2 variant 1A-like. NCBI's taxonomy places the organism in Eukaryota, Viridiplantae, Streptophyta, Magnoliopsida, Brassicales, Brassicaceae. The record is from RefSeq and is a predicted model, not a curated record. Gene Ontology annotation, cellular component: nucleus. Bases 1 to 372 code for a protein of 123 amino acids. Gene Ontology annotation, biological process: protein K63-linked ubiquitination; DNA damage tolerance. The transcript has 4 exons.